AUUGACGAAAUAUUUCAGAAUUUGCUUUAGAACUGGAAAAAAAAAGUAAAACGCGUUCUCUGUAAGGAUUUUAUUUUGAAAGUUUGGGUGGGCGGGUGCGUGCACUUGGCAUCUCCGAGCAGUUGCGCUGUCGACGCACAUCUGGAAAGCGGGUCCGGGCUGAAUUUGAAACAAACUGCCUCAUCCAGCUGCGCACAACGUUUUUAAGGUUUCUCCACAGUUUGCUCUUUCUCUUUUAUUUUACGCAUCGGAUGUGUGGCGCGUCACGGAAACAGCGUGAAGUAAAGCUGCAACUCGGCUCGCCGUCGUUGGCCUGAACAGCUCGGAGACAGCCGUUCCAACAGCUGGAUGAGGGCUGGAAACAUCUGCGCAAAAUGCAGCAGCAGCUGAGCGGCUCUGUGACGCCUGUGCUGGAUGAAACAUCCCGGGAAUGAAUCGGAGCGAUCCGUGCGCAUCGCAGGCUCAGGGGACAUGAUAGGAACCGUUUGCCUUCGUUUCAAAUUAUCUAGAGAAGUUUAAGACGAGCAGGAAUCCUCAAGUCCAUCAGACAGGAAUGAAUCACAUGAAGUUUAACUCGGAGCCUUUGCGUGCUCUGCCGCCGAGACCACCGAGUUUACCUGCAGCUUCAGCUAAGAGGCGCUUUGUCAAGUUGGGAAGGAAGACCAGUGAUGGCUCUCAGCAAUCAGUGUCUUCCGCCAGCAGCUCCUCCACCAGCAGGUCAGCAGAGAGUGCGGCCGUCAGACAGUCCAGCAAGAGCCGCAUCCAUCGCCAAACCAACCGUCUCUCAGGUGUCUUCCUCCGCGGCCCCACCUCCUCUUCAGGCUCCAUGGCACUGACAGCAGGCAUCAGGUCCUCACUGUCCAUCCAGUCCAGGAAGGGAAGCACGAUCUCUGCAGAUGCUCUACGAGAAGACGACCCAUCUGAGCUGUCCAAUCAGAUAACAGCUCCGGGAAUCCUGAAGAUCUUUGGAAAUGAAAUCUGUGAGGGAGCUCACUAUAAGAGUGUCCUGGCCACCACACACUCCAGUGCUAAAGAGCUAGUCAAAGAGGCCCUUGAACGGUAUGGCCUGGGCAAGGAGGAAGCAGAGUCCUAUGUUCUGUGCGACACCAUCGGCUCCACUGGAGAUCAUCGGUGGAGGACAGAAGGGUUUCGAGUGGUGGGCGACAAUGAGAAGCCCCUCCUCCUGCAGUCACUAUGGAAACCAAGAGAAGGCCUGGCGAGACGCUUUGAAAUCCAGAAGAGAAGCUCAGUGGAGGAGAAGACAUCCAAAGACAAAGACACCAUCACUGCUGGAAUCAAUGCACAGGCUCGAAAGCUGCAGAAGAGCCGCUCCAGAGUGACCUCCACCCUCAUCGAGAGGACCAUGGGGCGAGGCCAUAAACUGUGGAGGAGCAAAAGUGAGAUGGACCUGUUAGACUCAGACACAGAGACCAACCAGGACACAGAUAAAGAUCACAAGGAUGGAAGCGAGAGUCUGAAUCAAACUCUGAGCUACGAGUGCCUGAAAACAAGCCCUGAACAGAAUCACAUUCAUAGACUCGCGGGUCCCUCUGAGGGGGACGGCAGGUCGCAGUCCAAAACAGAGACCCUCUGUCCAUCAAGGCCGAGAGGCGAGCGGGAAGGAGAGGAGUCAGAGAGGGAGGAGACGGAGAGCAGCGACGAUAACACCACACAGUACUCCAUUCACCCUCCUCACGACUGUCCGUACCUGCUGCUGCUGCAGGGCUGCAGCCCCGCACAGGACUUUGUCAUCUACCUACUUGCUGCGCCAAACCUUGUUUUUGGUCGGCAAAGUGAUCAUGAAGACGGUUCCAAGUCUGACGUCCUCCUCUUUGCCUCUGACAUCCUUCCGAGACACUGCUUUUUCCAUCGUCAUGGCGUUGGCAGCCCUACCAUGCUCUGCCCUCGUCAAAACGCCAUGGUUACAAGGAAUGGUGAAGUGCUGAGACAAGAAGCGCAGCUAAACCCUGGUGAUGUCAUCGGGUUGGGACAGCACUACCUGUUUCUUUUUAAGGAUCCCCUUGCUUUGACACACAAGGAAGUGAACGAUGCUGCUCCCGAGCCCAGCAUGACUGCUGUCCCCUGGAUGCUGGGUCACACCACGUCUGCCACCACAACAAGCCACACUAGAGACACGAUCCUCUGUAACACCUGCAUCUCAACCUGCACUGAGCUCCAGAGCUCCAGCAGCCAGCAGUCCCUAAACAGAGGCCUUCCCUUUUUAAAAUCACCUGAAGGCCACAACCUGACUCUGGAAUAUGACAGUGAGGACGAGGAUCGCAUCGUCAAGGAGAUAGUUGCUAUGGGAAGGACCAGCGUCAAAGACAGACCACCAUUGACUGUUGCAUUUUUGCUGUGUCUGUGCAUUCAGUAUUCAUCCACAUGUCUUCAUACAUCACACCUGCGCAGGCUGCUUUUGCUCAUUGCAAGUGGAGUUCAGAGUUCCUUGUGGGAGCACACAAAGGACUUUGCUGCAGUCCAACCUGAAGUUCUCAAUAAUGAAGGCUCAAACCCAGAAGACCUACAGGCUCUCAGCCAGCAGGAGGUGAUCUCAGGACUUCGCCCCCUGGUGGUGUGGAUGUCCAACAGUCUGGAGCUGCUGCAGUUCAUCCAGUACCAGCUGCCUUUUAUUCUGGAGUGGAGAACCCGAAAAGAGCAGGGACAGGAAGACGAAGACGGAAGGGAAGAGGAUGAGAACAAAGAGGUGGAGAACUUGGCCCUAUUGGAGCUACGUCUGUCCUGUGUCCGUUCAGCCAGUGAGGAGACCAUGGCUGUCCUCGAGGAGGUGAUCAUGCUCGCCUUUCAGCAGUGUGUGUAUUACAUCACCAAGGUCCUCUACCCUGUCCUGCCAGGCCUUCUGGACUGCAACCCCUUCAGGGAGAGUCCUGAUCUGCAGGUGACUGGAGAUAGUGCCCGGGUCGUGGGUGGCGGUGGACUGCAGGUCCCCGGUGAGAUCCAGCAUCUCGUGGAUGUUCUGAGCGAGAGCUGGAGACUACUGUGUGACUGUCAGCUCCACCCAGAGAUUUCCUCACAGCUCAUUGGCUACCUCUUCUACUUCAUCAACGCAUCGCUCUUCAACUUGCUCAUGGAGAGAGGCUCUGAGCCAGGUUUCUACCAGUGGGCCAGAGGCGUUCACAUGCGGGCCAAUCUCGACUUAAUCCUGGACUGGGCCCACACAGCUGGACUGGGAGAACUGGCCUUGGAGCAAACACACACGCUCUCAUCGGCUAUCAAUCUGCUGGCUACACCUCGGAAGAAUUUACUGCUGACAUCGUGGGUGUCCUUGCGGUCUGACUACCCGGCCCUGAGUCCGGCUCAGCUGAACCACCUGCUGAGUCUUUAUAGCCCAGCAUCUCCCUGCAGACACACCUGGACUCCAUCUGUUCAUGACCAGGCUGCAGCAUACAAAACUGCUGAUAUCCUGGAGAGUUUUGAUACCCACCAUCCUCUGGUGCUGCCAGAUGGGGGUUACCAGUUCCAACUGAGUAGGCAGGUGACAGAUUCAGGCCUGAGGGAACAGCUGGACAAGCUCAAAGAGUUCAUGUCCACCCUUUCUGACUCACACUCCAAUGAGGUCAAAGCUACUGAGGAACAAAAGGGUGGUACCAUUCCCUCUGAGGCCAUACUGACCAAGACGGAUAUCCUUCCAGAAGUCAGUCUUGAAAGCUUGCAUACAUCGCCAGUUGGGAUUGCUUUAUCUCAGGCUGCUGUCCAUGACUGCCAGUCCCCUUUGACGACCUCUGGUGCCUUACCUCCAUCACCCCCAUCACCUCCCUCUCCUUCCUCCACCCAAUACCCGGAUGAGUUCAGCUCCCUCCUUUUGUCCCAGAAGCUGAGAAAUCUGGAGCUACAGAGCAGAGAGAGCAGUGAGAUGAGGACGUCGGCUCUCGACCCCUCCUGUCUCCUCACCCCACCCAACACCCCCCACAUCGUAGAUCCUGGUGAUCUGGUGAAGGCAUACCAGGAUAAAUGGAUGAAGAGUGGUAGUGAGACACUUCCGUGGUCUUCUGAUAUAGAUGCACAUGAUGAAGGUGGACUGGUGUUUGAAUGUCUGUCUGCACUGAAAGUGGACCGCUUGAAGUCUGAUUGCGCCAGUAUGAAAAGAUUUGUCGAACUGAAAGAGGAAGAGGAGGCUGAAGAGGUGGAAGAGCAUAAUGAUGGCAAUAAUGAUGAGGUUUUCAGCUUGGAGCUGGAGCGAGGAGAAAGAGGACUAGGUCUUGCCCUGGUUGACACAAGGGACACUUCCGUAAAGGUGAAAGGCAUCUUCAUCCGUGCAGUGGUCCCAGACUCACCUGCAGCCCGGUGUGAGAAGCUGGUACCAGGAGACAGGAUCCUAGCUGUUAACGGAGUCAGUCUCCUUGGACUGAACUACCAGAGUGGAAAGGAGCUGAUCCAGUCAUCAGGCGACAGACUGCGGUUACUGGUGGCCAGAUCGGAGUGGAUGGCUAAGGUUAUACAGACUGAAUGCUGAUGGCAUUUUUCACUGCUUACUUCAAUGCACCGUGAGCGCACAAGGGCUUGUUAAACAUUCAAGUUCAGGACAUGGACCUUGAGUUGAGGAUAUGGGUGUUGUGAAGACAAAAAUGCACUAUUAAAUGAGCUAUGUCCUGGUUGGAUUGAGUACCAGGUUUAAAUUGCUCAAUGUGUUUUUGCAGCUUUUUCAUUUCCAUUGUAAUAGCAUGAGAGUAAUUAUUGGUGUGUACACUUGAGGCUGUGUGUUGCAAUGAAUAUAGAAUUUGAAAUCCAAACUGAGAGGUCACAGUGUUUCCCACAGAAUGACUCUGUGUGUGUGUGUGUGUGUGUGUGUGUUUGUGUUUGUGU
This is a messenger RNA of Plectropomus leopardus (leopard coralgrouper), 4821 nucleotides long. RefSeq names its product ras-associating and dilute domain-containing protein-like. Gene Ontology annotation, biological process: regulation of GTPase activity; angiogenesis; negative regulation of Rho protein signal transduction. The record is from RefSeq and is a predicted model, not a curated record. Gene Ontology annotation, molecular function: GTPase binding. Gene Ontology annotation, cellular component: cell-cell junction. NCBI's taxonomy places the organism in Eukaryota, Metazoa, Chordata, Actinopteri, Perciformes, Serranidae.